AUGGAAAAGCAGGCCGCCGAUUUGUUAGGUGACGUGUCUCCUGGCGCAACUACAUACUCUCGUAUUGCGUGCAUAGGAGCUGGCUUCUCCGCUAUCGGUCUCGGUGCCAGUUUGUAUAGAUGGUACGGGAUCACCGAUAUUCAGUUUUUUGAAAGACGAGCCUCAUCCGGCGGAACAUGGUUUGCCAACAGCUAUCCUGGUUGUGCUUGCGACGUACCAUCCGCGUUGUACUCGUACAGCUUUGAACAGAACCCGCAGUGGACCAAGCUUUUGCCGGGCCAAAAGGAGCUCAAAGUUUACUUGGAUGGAGUAACCGACAAAUAUCAACUUGGGGAGCGAAUGCGUUUCGAGGUCGAGGUCGAGAAGUUUGUUUGGAGCGAGUCCACUCAGCGAUGGACUCUCUGGCUUCGAGACCUUCGCACCAAGCAACAGUUGAAACACGUCUGCCAAAUCCUCUUCAAUUGCGGUGGUGCCCUGGUGGUUCCCAACCCAAUUGCCUUCCCCAAGCAGGAGACUUUCCAAGGCGAGAUCUUCCACUCAGCACAAUGGAAUCACAACGUCAGUCUCGAGGGAAAACGGGUUAUCGUCAUUGGCAAUGGCUGUACUGGCACGCAGAUCGUUCCAGCUCUCAUAAGAACAGAAAAGGUUGCCAGUGUCGUGAAUAUUGUACGAAGCAAACAGUGGAUCUACCCUUCAUUGGAUUUUCAUUACAACAAGUUCAUGCAAUGGUGCUUCAGGAAUAUACCUUUUGCUCUACAGAUGCAUCGGUUCCACAUAUUCCUUUAUGCCGAACGAGAGCUUCCGACGUUUCAGAUGACUUCUAAAGGUGCCCGACUUCGCGAGAAGAGGAGGAAAUUUGUCGAGGGAUACAUGCGUUCCGCAGCGCCUCCUAAAUACCACGAUAUUCUCAUUCCCGACUUUGAGAUUGGUUGUAAGAGACGAAUUUACGAUUCAGGAUACCUCCAAGCUCUUCACGACUCUAGAGUUACUUUGACAAACAGUCCCAUCCGUGAAUUCACUUCGACCGGGAUCCGCACUGACGAUGGUGUUAUCGAGGCUGACGUUGUCGUCGUCGCCAAUGGCUUCAAUAUUCACGCCCCGUUCCCCAGGGGCGUAGUCGUUGGAAAGGAUAAUUGCGAUCUAGCAGACUACUGGCAAAAAUACGGCGGACCUGGAGCGUACAAUGGAACAGCUGUGGCGCCUUUUCCAAACUUGUUCUUCAUUUUGGGACCGAACUCGGGAACUGGUCAUACAUCUGCUGUUAUGCCGAUGGAGAAGUAG
Talaromyces amestolkiae is the source of this 1281-nucleotide messenger RNA. RefSeq lists its product as uncharacterized. The transcript is spliced from 2 exons. Bases 1 to 1281 code for a protein of 426 amino acids. Lineage: Eukaryota; Fungi; Ascomycota; Eurotiomycetes; Eurotiales; Trichocomaceae. Gene Ontology annotation, molecular function: N,N-dimethylaniline monooxygenase activity; NADP binding; flavin adenine dinucleotide binding. The record is from RefSeq and is a predicted model, not a curated record.